AUGAUGGUGAGUUCCGCCCCUUGCCCAAAAUCCAUCCCCGUCCUCAUCCCCAUUGCCUUUUCUGUUGGCAUGCGAUCGGGCCUGGGAUGUCUUCGGUCAGAAAUGCUUCCCGACCCUUGCACACGUGGAUCUAUGUUUGCCGCCGUUUUUCGUUCCCACUUCCGCCACUCUGCAACGGAUACCCGAAAAGCUGCUAACAAGGACGGAACGUGCAAGACCUCAUCUCGGCCCCGCGACGAAGUUACUGGCAGUUUUAGUAGUCGACGUGGUCACGCCAGCCAACUAUCCAUCUCCGACCCGAGCCACCAUGUCACCGAAGCGAUCGGGACCCUGUACGGCGACGAAGAUGAUUCGGGCUCCGAAGGGGGGCGGCCCUUGAGCUUCAUGGACGGCUCCUCAUACCACGAGCAGAUACACAGAACGCCACAAGCAGACCCAAACGAACAAAAUCGCUACCAGCAUGCUGACGAGACGCAACGACAUCCCGCCCUACCCGUCGCGGAUCAACCGCCCAGUUCAUCCCCGGCACAUGGCGAGCAUGGCAGCCUCAGAAAAAUGCAAUCACUACCCGUUCCGCCUUCCUCGUAUGACAAUGGCUCGAAACUGCCUCCAUCCCCAACGCUAUCGCUGCGUGACGUCCAAGCCGAUUCCACAGGCUCGCAGUUCCCCUUGACUAACAUCGACAAUCCCCAAGAUAUUGCCCAGGAGCUGAGCAACUUGCAAGCCCUGAGGCGGCUGUCGAUGGACGUCGGAAACAGCAUUGAUCCGGACAUGCCUCCCAUGAGCCUCUCGGCGAUACCUGCGAUUGCCCCAAGCGGAGAUGACGACGAGAAUGAUCCUUCGAGACUGCUUUGGGUUCCGGCUCGGGUCCACCCGGAACUGGCUCCAACCGAGUUCAAAUCGUUCCUGGAGAAGCGUGUGCAAUCCAUCAAGCGGAGAUCAGGGGACUCGUGGCUUUCUGCCGAAAGCGACUUCAGCCAUGCCAGCACUGGCUCCGGUUUGACGCGGCAAAAAUCCAUGCUGUCACGCCAGAUCGACAAUUCUGGCGGACGAGGCGGUGUUGGCUAUGUUGACGGUGCCGAGCGGCUAGAGAGGCAACGCUGUGGUGCGGGUCGUCAUGGUUCAGAAUUGAGUCUCGAAGAGCUGGUCCGAGAUCCAACAGGUGCCGUCCAGAGGCUCGCGCAAGAAUCGCAGGACGCUCCCGCCGGCAUGGAGGGCGGCGACGACGACAUGCCUAUCCUCCCGAUGGCCCCUGGCGUCGGCCUCCGGCGAUCCACCCGAACCACAUACCGCAAGGGUGGCAGCUUGCGCUCUGGCGACAGAGGUUCACUCUCCAAGCGACUCGCGCAGCGGCACCAGGAAAGCGAAUCGCCCGAUGGCACCAGUGAACGGGCGCCGGAAGCAUCCAGCGAUUCGCCUUUGAGGGCAAACUACUCCCGUCCGUCGCGACCUGUUUGGAGACAGAAUUCCUUCACGACCGAAUCGCCUGAAACAUUGUCCAGUUCUGACGACCCUCCGGAGCAUGGUGCCGAGUCGCAGGCGGCAUCAUCGCCGCAGGCGCAACAGGAUCAGCCGUAUGCUCGAGCUUCCUCGACAUCCUCCAACGCGGCCAGCAUGGAGCCUGCAAUGCCCCAAGAGCGCAUUGCACGACUGGAUAACCAUUAUAAUAGGUCAUUCCCCCAGAGAUCAUCGUCGCAAAGUUCCGGGCAGCAACAGGACCACCAACCUGAGAUAGUCAUCGACGAGGCUCCUUCCAGGUCAACGGCGCGCCCGGCCCUGGCCAACAGCAAAACCCAAUACACUUCCAAGUCGUCCCCUUCUGUGCCCACGCAGUCACUUCACGACGCACUCGCAUCACCUUCGUCCCUGGCUGGAGGAGAUGCCUCUCGCACCGACAGCCUCACCUUCAUCCCCACGCUGGCCCAAGCUGAGAAGAAGCCUGAGAAGAAGUCCAAGAAAGAUCGCGACGAUGAUUCGCCCGGUACACUCAGCAGGUCAGGGAGCGCCUGGAAGUGGCUAAAAGGCGUUGCCGAUGACAGAGACAAGAAGAAGGAGGAGAGCAGAAAGUCCAAGUCAAAGGCGCUCGCGGAAAAAUCGCAAGACAACGCCAGGCUGGAUGUCAUUCAGACGUCGAUUGACAAAACGAACGGCAAGGGUCGCGAAAGCCUCGUCUUGGACCGGGAUAGCAUUGAAGGAAGACCAGCCGACGAGCGGAAGAAGGAAGGCAGCCGCAAGAGCGACAGCAAGAAGGACAAGGAUGGUAGCAUCUUCUCGUCCAUCUUUGGAAGCAAGAAGAAGGAAGAGAAGGAUAAGGCCAACAAGAAGUCUCAGCAUCUGCAAGUCCCCGAUGAGCCCGCAUACAAACCUUUGCGGCCGGAUGUGGACUACAGCUGGACUCGGUUCCCGCUCAUGGAGGAGAGGGCGAUUUAUCGGAUGGCCCACAUCAAGCUGGCCAACCCACGCCGGCCACUUCUCAGCCAGGUUCUGCUGAGCAACUUCAUGUACAGCUACCUGGCCAUUGUUCAGGCAAUGCACCCGCAGAUGAACGUGCCUACUUCGCCCCAACAGAAGCGGCUGGAGGAAGAGGCUCGGCGCAAGCGGCAGGAGCAGGCCUACGCGUCGCAGCAGCGCGAGGACGAGCAGUCCGAGCACAGCCUUGACCAGUACAACUAUAACUACCAUAGAGCUGCCGUUCAGUACGCCGACGCCGGUCCAGAUGACCAGGUGGAGUACGUCGACGAUGCUCAGAUCUACGAGGAUGAACAUGGAAACAGCAAUCGCGAGGAGUACGGGUACGGGGGCUACGGCCACGACGUGAAGGACUACUAUCAUUUCAACGACAUUGGAGACGACAACCAGCGCCACGACGGUGAAAGUGACAUGUGGUGA
Messenger RNA from Drechmeria coniospora, 2889 nucleotides. RefSeq names its product Sporulation protein Zds1. The record is from RefSeq and is a predicted model, not a curated record. Gene Ontology annotation, biological process: establishment of cell polarity; positive regulation of G2/M transition of mitotic cell cycle. The transcript has 2 exons. Gene Ontology annotation, cellular component: cell septum; cytoplasm. Lineage: Eukaryota; Fungi; Ascomycota; Sordariomycetes; Hypocreales; Ophiocordycipitaceae. Bases 1 to 2889 code for a protein of 962 amino acids.